Molecule: messenger RNA, 1731 nt
Organism: Penicillium pulvis
Lineage: Eukaryota; Fungi; Ascomycota; Eurotiomycetes; Eurotiales; Aspergillaceae
Product: CoA-transferase family III
Exons: 2
Coding region: 1-1731 (576 amino acids)
Molecular function (GO): catalytic activity
Source: RefSeq, a predicted model, not a curated record
AUGUCGAACACGCACGAAACAAUCCCUGGUACCGAUAUAUAUGGACCAGGCACCUUUAUCGAUAAGGAGGUACUUCCGGUACCCGAAGAUGCCCGUCGAGUAUUCGAAUUCCUGGCCUCUAUCACACCCGGCUUUACACAGGACAAGGCAGCAUGGGAUACUGUGAAAUUUGAAGGACAACCUAAGCCCAUGGUCCAGGGACCAAUCAAGUCACCGGUAGUAGCAGCUGUGCUGCAUGCCAUGGCAGGUCUGGUUGGAAAUGAGCUGUUGGAGCUUCGGGAUGGUGCCAAGGUGGUUGACAACAAAGUGACAGUUGAUACAGAUCACGCCGGGCUCUGGCUUGGCUCUGUGUUCACCACCCACAUCAAUGGCUCAGAACUUGGCACACUCGCACGGACAGGCAAAAUGAACUCGCUGUUCAAAACAGACAUGGAGCGGGGGGUCUUUGCAGGAAUUGCGAGCCGCACCACUGCUAUCUAUCAAACCAAGGAUCCGAAAGUGUGGUACCAGCUCCACGGUUCUCUGGAUGCCAAGAAAACACUCGAGACCAUGGGAAUUGAUGCCAAUGUUUCUUUCGACACACCCCAGGGAUACUAUGACUACAUCCAAAGUCAUAUAAUCAAGUGGAGUCCCGAUGAGCUUGAGAUGCACAACGUGCGCAAUGGCCUUUGUGGAAGCAUUUGCUACUCGCCAGAAGGUUGGAGGAAGACCGAAUUUGGAAAGCAGUUGGCGAAGCACCCCCUGGUGAAUGUCACCGAGCAGACAUAUGCAAAGCCUACGCCACAAGUUUCCCUGCCUAAAGUUACAUCCGACCGUCGACCGCUUGCCGGGAUUAAGGUAUUGGAGAUGGUACGGAUCAUCGCUGGUCCUCAAGCAGGCGUUGUUCUAUCAUCAUACGGAGCCGAUGUCAUUCGGGUUAACUGCAGCCGAUUGGUUGAUUUGAAUGUAUUGCAACUCACGCUGAACGCUGGAAAGCGGACCAUCGAUCUUGAUAUUACAAAGCCCGAGGAUAUUACGCGUUUGCAGGAGCUAGUUGCAGAUGUUGAUAUCUUCCUUCAGGGUUUCCGAUGGGGCUCCCUUGGUCGCAAGGGGCUUGGGCUUCAUGAUCUUCUGAAGGUUGCAGCCGACAGAAACAAGGGAAUUAUCUAUGUUGACGAGAACUGCUACGGACCCGAUGGCCCAUUCGCCGAGCGCCCCGGUUGGCAGCAAAUUGGAGAUGCAGCAUCUGGAAGCUCCUACGUCAUGGGACGAUCACAGGGCCAUGAAGAGGGAAAGAGUGUCCUGCCACCUCUUCCUGUUUCGGAUAUGAUCACUGGCAUCGUGGGUGCACUUGGUGCAAUGAUUGCAGUCCGAGACCGUGCCAUCAAGGGUGGCUCGUAUCAUGUUGCAACAUCCCUGGUAGCUGCGGAUAACAUUGCUCUCGAGAAGGAGGUUGGUUUGUAUCCUCCUGAGGUUAUCAAACAAACAGCGGAACGCUUCGGAUUCCUUCCAAUUACACCGGACCAGUAUGUUUCCGAGGUCUUGAUGACAGUGGUUGAUGGCUGGAAGAGGGGACUUCCAGGUUAUCUGGAUGAAGACUCUAAGCUUAUGAUGACAUUUGAGGAUGGUUAUUGGGGACGCCAGUCGAUUAUGAAGCCUGUGGCCAGGCUUGGCAUUGACGAGGCAACACCCACAUGGACUUCUGCACCGGUGCCAAGCUGCCACCAUGAUCGGGGAAUUACCUGGGCGUGA